Molecule: messenger RNA, 3475 nt
Organism: Anguilla rostrata (American eel)
Lineage: Eukaryota; Metazoa; Chordata; Actinopteri; Anguilliformes; Anguillidae
Product: transcription factor SOX-30-like
Exons: 6
Coding region: 621-2288 (555 amino acids)
Biological process (GO): regulation of transcription by RNA polymerase II
Cellular component (GO): nucleus
Molecular function (GO): DNA-binding transcription factor activity, RNA polymerase II-specific; sequence-specific double-stranded DNA binding
Source: RefSeq, a predicted model, not a curated record
UAAGCGAUCAUUCAGAUUACGUUAGGCUGAGUUUAUAAAUAACACACACGUAGGCCUGUGAGUUUAUAGAGAACACACACACAAUAACCUCACGCAAGUGGACGUACUGUAGCGGUUGUAAAUAUCCUUUAUUUUCAAAAUGGUUGGCCGACGUGUCUGUGUUGUGCACUUCGAGGCCAUCAAUGCGAUCUUCCGACAAGAAAUGGAAAAUUUUCAACCAUGCAGCUGCAUUUCUGCAAGUGUUUUUAAAUUACUGCACGAGCUAACGGAGCCUCUAACGGAAUUAUUUAGCGAGGUUAGAUUAACGUUAGCUAGUCCAUCUCCAUCCAGAAGAAAAUUUCCUGGUCCACGGGGUUUUGCUGCAGGGCGAACAGGCCUGAUUUUCAGAUAAGGACCGAAAGGGAGGACUCUAAUUCGUAUCAGAGAACUGUCUCUGUAUGUCUUUAUGACACAGUAAUGCAUUGUCAUUUACAACAUGACUGCAAAGCAGAAUCCAUUCACGCGCCCAUUGUGUUUAUUCAAAGAUUCGCGGCAGUUUUUUUACCCGUUGAAUUAAUGCAAGAUCACGAAUCAAAUGACAGAAACGAUGCACCUGUGAGCGCUUUAAAUCGAGGGAAAAUAUGGACCCGGGAGGAUGGCGACGGGGGCGAACAGCGCCUUCAUCUCACCACAGUAAAUGUGAACGAAAUAAACCGAGAAGUGGGGCCAGACUAAAUAAGAGAUAUAUCGCUAAAUCUGUUCCGGAAGCUGUGGUUGACGAUCGUCAUUUGCGGCAGCCAAUUGCCGACCCCUCUGUUAAGAUCAAAACAGAAGGAGUGAAUUUAACUUUAGACCCGUCUGAAGCAGGGAUUGAUGACUUUCCUUUGGGAAAGGACAAAGAUGGCAAGAUUCGACGACCCAUGAAUGCCUUCUUGGUCUGGGCGAGAAUCCAUAGGCCCGGACUGACCAAGGCCAACCCGGCCGCCACGAGCCAGGAGAUCAGCGUCCAGAUGGGGGAAGAGUGGCGCAAGCUCUCGGAGGCACAGAAGAUUCCUUACUACGAGGAAGCCUUCAAACUCAGAAUCAAACACGAAAAGGAGUUUCCUGAUUGGGAGUACAAGCCAACCCCCAGGAAGAGGAAGCGUCGCGGUGGGGCGGUGUCCGCGAUGGCCGGUCCCGUGCAGGAGUACGGUUCUCCGUCUGCAGUCACACCUCCACAGGGCGCCAUGUUUAUCUCCUCUGCUAUGACCUGCACCGACAGCUCCACCUGCCAAACCCUGAGCCCAGGACACGGGGAGCACGCCGUACCCCACAUCACAUGGAGCCCUCUGAUAAUCCCCCAGACCACAGGCUCGGCUCCUCCCACUGCCCCGCCCCCCCGCCAGCCUGGCCCCGCCCCCUUCACCCUGUGGAGCGAGGGCAGUCCCGGGGGACCGGUGCCCGUCUUCCUGCCCACCUAUCCUGAGUCUGUUCUAGCUCCAGUGGGCGGAGCCAUGGGGCCUGUUCCCUACAGGGAGGAGGUCCGGCUGCAGCCGUCGUACUGCUCCCCCACCUCACGCGCCCCGCUCACAGACGAAGACACUGCGCACACACAACACACUCUCACUGCAGGACACGGGGAGCACGCCGUACCCCAGGUCACAUGGAGCCCUCUCAUAAUCCCCCAGGCCACCAGCUCGGCUCCUCCCAUCGCCCCGCCCGCCGGCCAGCCCGGCCCCGCCCCCUUCCCCUCAGGGCCCCAGUGGAGCGAGGGCACCCCUGGCAUGCCGGUGCCCGUCUUCAUGCCCACCUAUCCCGAGUCUGUUCUAGCUCCAGUGGGCGGUGCCAUGGGGCCUGUUCCCUACAGGGAGGAGGUCCGGCUGCAGCCAAUGUACUGCUCCCAGUCUCUGGAGCUGCCCCCUCCCUGCAUGACGUCCUGCUCCAGAGGCAUCCCAUUACCCCUGCCCAACCUGCACCACCCCCACAUGUACCCCCCCACCUCCCGGCCACACCCUGCCAGCCCCUACCCUCCCCCUCCCCCCGAGGCCACCUUCGUCCAGCUGGACCCUCCCAGCUCGUACGGUUACCCAGAAGGCCCGGCGGUGGCGGGCGGCGCGGACGCGGGCUGCGGCGAGCGCUACGCGGAGCAGUCGGCCAUGUUCUCGGCGCUGGAGAAGGUGUACGUGUUCCGCGGCUCCAUCUCGGAGACGGUGGGCUCGGCGCUGGAGAGCGCGUACAGCUGCACGCCGUCGGAGAGCGCCUGCCUCCUGGAGCUGCUCAAGCUGAUGGACGACGGCGAGGAGGCGGGGCCGAGCCUGACCGUCCUGUAGCGCCCUCCCACGCACGCGCUCAGUCCGUCACAUCGCCCGCCCACGCACACGCUCAGUCCGCCACACAUCACCCGCCCACGCACGCGCUCAGUCCGUCACACACCGCCCGCCCACGCACGCGCUCAGUCUGUCACACAUCACCCGCCCACGCACACGCUCAGUCUGUCACACAUCACCCGCCCACGCACAUGCUCAGUCCACCACACACCGCCCGCCCACGCACGCGCUUAGUCCACCACACAUCACCCGCCUACGCACACGCUCAGUCGGUCACACAUCACCCGCCCACGCACACGCUCAGUCGGUCACACAUCACCCGCCCACGCACGCGCUCAGUCUGUCACACAUCACCCACGCACGCACGCGCUCAGUCCGUCACACACAACCACAUAGUCACACACAGUCUGUCCCACGUGAAUGCAUAUUCACACACACAGUGUACACAAUAAUAUACUCUCACAGAGCAGAGAAGCCCUAAACACUCUUCGAUGAUUCACUCCCAUAAUUCACUGCAUGUUAAAGGCUUUUUAAUUUAUUUUCCUCUUCGGAUUCCUCCAGAAGUUGAAUUUGUGAAAUUUGAUUAUUUAAUAACUGCAGACAGGCUAUUAAAAUAUCAACACUGACAUACGUGUGUAUGUGAUAACAAUAAACGGAUUGUGAACAACACAAAAGUACAGCAAUACAUGAGGUGUAAGUGUUUAGUGUGUGGAGAAACAUCUCCCUAAAUGCUGUGUUUUCAGACCAGACAGACAAAGAACAUGUUAACUCUGCCUGGACCAACACAGAUUAAGCACCAGCAUCCUAGAACCCACAGUCAGCUACAGAAUUUUCGUUAACUCACUGGGAACUUAGCAAACAAAUGCAUUUGCAAAAUAUGCGCAUUAUUUAUCAAACAUGUGAAGUGAUUUAGCGCAGAGGAUAGUGAUUUUUAUUGAGAUUUAUGUUUUUUGUGUGAAAAUAUUACAGUAAUUUAUGCUGCUCAGGCUACAAAACUAGGCUGGUAUCAACAGGAAGAGCAAAAGAAAGAGAAACCGUGAAUUUUAAAAGUUUAUUCUGAUUUAAGUACAGAAGGCACAAUGCAUCAGACAGCCUGUUUUUUGCAUAGGUCGAGAGCUCAUCGGUUUAACUGGCACUGCUUCGUAUGAUGCAGUCCUACACCUACAGUACAUACAGUCAUAAAAAAUAAA